AUGGCUGAGAACAAACCUCUUCGCUUCUUGCAGGAUCUUGUGCUCGGAGGGACCAGUGGCGUCAUCGCCAAGACAACCUGCGCCCCGCUGGAGAGAGUCAAGAUCUUGUUGCAAGUCGGGUCGCUCAAUGCUGAGGGCCAGAAGUACAAGGGCAUGGUCGACGCUCUCUUCAAAGUCCCCAAGGAGCAGGGAGUGCUUGCUCUGUGGAGAGGCAAUCUAUCCAACUGCCUGCGGUACUUCCCGACGCAGGCGAUGAACUUUGCCUUCAAGGAGCGCUACCAGAAGCUCUUCGUGCGCCCCCGGGAGGAGGUAGGCUUCACCCGCUGGUUCAUGGGCUACUUGGCUGCAGGAGGAGCAGCAGGGGCUACGGCGCUUACAGUGAGCUACCCCCUCGAGUUCACCUACACUCGCCUCGCUGCCGACACCGGCGUCGCCCAUGGAGCGGCGGGCGCGGCAGCUGGCAAGGGUCCAGCCAGGAAGUUCAAUGGGAUCGCGGACUGUAUGUCCAAGACGGUGAAGUCUGACGGGAUCCGCGGGCUGUAUCGGGGCUACGGGCCCUCAGUCGCCGGGAUCAUCGUGUACCGGGCCGGCUACUUCGGGCUCUACGACUUCAGUAAGGUCUACGUGAUGCCCAUCAUGGGGGUCGGGCAGGGGGCAAACGCGCACUCGGUCGGAGCAGUGGUCACCAAGUUCGGCAUGGCGCUAACUAUCGACAUCUUCUCUGCCCUGUGCGCGUACCCGCUGGAUACCAUCCGUCGCAACAUGAUGAUGAUGAGCGGGAGGAGCGACAAACUGUACACCACGUCAUGGGGUUGCCUGCAGCACACGCUGAAGCAAGGAGGAGUGGCUCUGCUGUACAAGGGCGCGUUCGCCAACUCCGUGAGGGCGAUAGGAAGCGCUCUUGUGCUGGUGAUCUAUGACGAGCUGAAGAGCGUCUUCCUCCCCAAUGCCAAGAGUUCCGGGGGCCACUGA
Guillardia theta CCMP2712 is the source of this 972-nucleotide messenger RNA. RefSeq lists its product as hypothetical. Gene Ontology annotation, cellular component: mitochondrial inner membrane. The transcript is spliced from 3 exons. NCBI's taxonomy places the organism in Eukaryota, Cryptophyceae, Pyrenomonadales, Geminigeraceae. The record is from RefSeq and is a predicted model, not a curated record. Bases 1 to 972 code for a protein of 323 amino acids. Gene Ontology annotation, molecular function: ATP:ADP antiporter activity. Gene Ontology annotation, biological process: mitochondrial ADP transmembrane transport; mitochondrial ATP transmembrane transport.